AUGAAACUACCAAUGAUAUUACUCGUGAUACCACCGUUCAAGGCAACAACUCUGAAGAAACAGAUCCACUAUUGGAUGAAAAAUACCACAAGUUCAACGGUUACAAUCGUAGAUGCUUUAUACUUCGGUGCAGUGACUUUAUCCACCGUUGGAUACGGAGACAUCAUUCCAGAUACCGCAGUUGCAAAAAUUAUCACAAGUGUUUUCAUUUUGUUGGGUUUUGUGGUGAGUUAUCGACUUAAUAAUGUGUUUGAACACAUUUGUGAUACAAUAGAGGCAUCGUUAGUGAGAAACAAGGAUAGCUGGAAUCCAACUCUAAAGGCGUGGAUGUUUGAUGACACAGAAAUUAGUAAGAGAGCUAAGUUUUGUAUUUGUGUGGUUGUUAUCAUCUUGUUAAUUGCUCUUGGAACAAUCACAACACACCGUAUCGAGAAGCUACAUUGGAUUGAUAGUUUUUAUUUUUCCGUUACUUCGGUUACGACGGUUGGUUACGGCGAAUUUUCAUUCAAAACAACGGGCGGGAAAUGGUGGGCAAUCAUCUGGAUUUUGAUAGGUACAACUACGGCUGCAAGUUGUUUAACGUACCUCAGUGAAUAUUACUUGCCAAGGAGAAGCGGUGAUAUGACGCAGUGGAUUCUGAAGAAGAAAAUAACGGCGUCUGAUUUAGCGGCAACAUGA
Molecule: messenger RNA, 678 nt
Organism: Trifolium pratense (red clover)
Lineage: Eukaryota; Viridiplantae; Streptophyta; Magnoliopsida; Fabales; Fabaceae
Product: two-pore potassium channel 4-like
Exons: 2
Coding region: 1-678 (225 amino acids)
Biological process (GO): potassium ion transmembrane transport; stabilization of membrane potential
Cellular component (GO): plant-type vacuole membrane
Molecular function (GO): potassium ion leak channel activity
Source: RefSeq, a predicted model, not a curated record